This is a messenger RNA of Dunckerocampus dactyliophorus (ringed pipefish), 2887 nucleotides long. RefSeq names its product tubby protein homolog. The transcript is spliced from 12 exons. Gene Ontology annotation, cellular component: cilium. The record is from RefSeq and is a predicted model, not a curated record. NCBI's taxonomy places the organism in Eukaryota, Metazoa, Chordata, Actinopteri, Syngnathiformes, Syngnathidae. The coding region runs from base 371 to 1945 and encodes 524 amino acids. Gene Ontology annotation, biological process: protein localization to cilium.
UAAUUGCUUUAAAUGCUUUUUCCACCCUUUUUUUGCACUUUUUAAGGCUGUAAUUUGUCUUUUUUCUGAACCAUCUUGCCCAUAAACAUGGAGGACUCCAGCAUACGACAGCAGAAGUUGGACAAUCAGGUUAUGUUUUUUUCCUACAGCAUCUGUUACAUCAUAUCCAAAUAAUAUGCUAAUUAGCCAAUGUCAUCAUCUGGCGACUUCUAGCACCGCCAAUAGCUACUUUUCUAACUGAGGAGUUGGCAACAGUGGUAUUACAUGCAUGCUCGCAUGUCUUACAAAGCAUUUGAGCACAGCCCAUAAUGCUCAGUUGAAAUAUUCAAUGCUAAAAUGAGGUCUAAUUGUGCCUCAGCGAUCCAUUUUAAUGAAGAAGCAACGAAAGAAGCGUGCAGAUUGUCAAAUGGUGGUCGCCAACCGGGACACUCGCCAAAAGAACCGCAAGCAAAAAGGCCGCUCGGAUGAGACGCCGCUCUUGAUCAGCCAGUCCCUCAGCAACAUCUCGCUAAGUGAUCAAGUGGAGCACGCCCACGACAACCCGUUGGACAUCAUCACGCUGGGCGAGUGUGAUAUGAUGGAAACCGUGAUGUUGGAGGAGAUGCCUGAUGCUCCCAAAAAGAUCAUCUUGAGCUCUGAACAAGAGGAGAAGGAAACGGUGGACAAUGAUGCACAAGCGGAAGGGAAGGAGACGAAGAAAAGAGAGAAAACUAAACCUGUGGAGGAGAAUAAUGGACAGGAGACAAAAGACAAGGAGAAGAAAGACAAAAAAGCAAAAAGGAAGGACAAAGCAAAAGACCGCGAAGAGGGACAGAAGACAAACAAAACGACCAAACAAGAGCGCAAAAAGAAGUACUUGCAGGACACCUCAACGUCAGACUUGGGUUCAGAGAAGGAGAUGACGACCCCAAAGGAGAACCAACAUGAAGAAAGUGAGGAUGAGGAGCUGCCGCCCUGCAACUCUCCUCGGAAGAAAAAACAUCUGGACACGUCAAGGUGCCAAAUAAGCGAUGAAAUCAAAGACGAGGAGGUUCAGAUGGACAGUAAAGAAGGAAAGAAGAAGGAAGGAGAGAAAAACACACAGAGUUUAGCAUCCCUUAACUCCAACUACAAGGAGGGCUCAUCUUCAGGGAGUGAAUCCAACAACAGAACAUCUUCUCCAAUAUCGCUAGAGGACCUUGAGAAGUUCUCCUUGCGUCCCGCCCCCAGAGACAUGACCAUCCAGUGUCGGGUCACCAGGGACAGGAGAGGCAUGGAGAAGGGCAUGUACCCCACUUACUACCUCCACAUGGAGAAAGAUGAUGGAAAGAGGGUGUUUCUAAUGGCGGGCAGAAAACGGAAGAAGAGUAAAACAUCCAACUAUCUCAUUUCUACCGACCCGACAAAUCUGUCCCGAGACACCAGCUGCUACAUCGGAAAGCUAAGGUCCAAUGUCCUGGGGACAAAGUUCACCGUUUACGACUGUGGGGAAAACCCGGAGAAAAAGCCUUUCAUCAAAGAGUGUGAAUCCGUGCGACAGGAGCUGGCAGCCAUUUGUUACGAGACAAAUGUUCUGGGAUUUCGGGGUCCCAGGAAAAUGACAGUGAUCAUCCCUGGCAUGCUGGAAAAUGACGAAAGAGUGUCCAUUCAGCCCAAAACUGAACAUGACACACUGCUGGUGCGCCAUUCCAACAACAACACGGACAAACUGGUGACCCUGGUCAAUAAAUCCCCAAGCUGGAACGAGCAGACUCAGUCGUAUGUGCUCAACUUCCACGGCCGUGUCACUCAGGCCUCUGUUAAAAACUUCCAGAUCAUCCAUCCGGAAAAUGACGACUACAUUGUGAUGCAGUUUGGACGCGUUUCUGAGGACGUCUUCUCCAUGGAUUACAGCUUCCCCAUGUGCGCCCUUCAGGCCUUUGCCAUCACGCUCUCGUCUUUUGAUGGAAAACUGGCAUGCGAGUGACCUUCAAGUGCUGUGCUAGAUCCUGUAUCUGGACUACACACCCAUAGCUUUGUGGACUACACAAAUAAAGCAUGUAGAAAUUAGUCCCUGUUCUUUAUACUACAGGUCCAAUUUUAUAUGGUUUUAUAUUAUAUAUUGUUUGUGCAAUUUACACAACCUAUGAAACAAUAAAAUAAUGACAAUUAAUUUCAAACUCUUUGGAAGGGUACCAUCAGGAGCGAAUUUAGUCAUUUGGGGGCCCAAGGCAAACACUGUCAUUGGGGCCCUCCCUUGUACUGCAUUUUUUUUAACCUCUCAUUUCUUCUCUUGGUUGUUUCAUUUUGUGAAUAAGUGAUUAAGUUCAUUAUGAUAUUUUUGCAGAACUGCUGAAAAUGUGAAUUUCUCUUGGAGAUUAAUAAAGUAUCUCUCUAUCCAUCCAUCCAUCCCAACACACAUCUGCUGUGAAGCCAAUGGAUACAGUGUCAGUCAUUUGCUUCUCAACGUGGCUGCAAAAAACACUGCACGACUCGCGCAAGCAAACACCUGAGCAAUCCGGCAGCCGCACACCCUCCGCCAAGGAGUCCAGCACCACGUAUGCCCGCCAAGCCACCCCACCCACCACCACCAGCGGUGCUCCGACAACCCACCACGCAAAGCAUCGGCUCAAGCACGCACCGCGUGCGGACUGCCACAAGAAGACUCCCUGCCGCAAGCCCACAAACCACAAACUCCCAAACUACAUAGAAACAUGCCCUCAAAUACCGCUCAGAUUGAAGUUACAGAGAUGUCCGCCAUCUCCUGCUGUAAAGUAUUAACUACACCAGGCAUCAUGGCAGCAAAUUCAGCAAUUUUGCGACUGUGGCGCUUAAAAGGGCUAUAUCAGUUUUCAUUAUGAGGAAAAAAAACAAUACCAAUAUUGACCGAUAUUUCCUUUUUAUCCCAAUAUUGGGCCGAUAAGUUCGG